Ascochyta rabiei is the source of this 864-nucleotide messenger RNA. RefSeq lists its product as uncharacterized. The coding region runs from base 1 to 864 and encodes 287 amino acids. The record is from RefSeq and is a predicted model, not a curated record. The transcript is spliced from 2 exons. Lineage: Eukaryota; Fungi; Ascomycota; Dothideomycetes; Pleosporales; Didymellaceae.
AUGGCUUUCGGCGGUGCUGCGCUGAAGUUCAUCGCAACAGCACUCUAUGCCCUCGAGUUUGGCUGUGCUGCAAUUGUGCUUGGAAUCUACUCCUACUUCCUCGCAGUCCAGGCUGAUCGCGAUGUCACCAUUCCUCGCUGGCAACAGGCUGUCACUGGUCUGUCAGGUGGAACACUUCUCUACACCAUCUUCGCUAUUGUAUUCACCUGCUGCCUUGGCGGAAAGGCCUUCUUCGCUCUGCUCGGCCUGAUCUUUAACGUUCUUUGCUGCGGUGCCAUGAUUGCUAUCGCAGUUCUCACUCGCGAUGGUGCAUCCAGCUGCUCCGGCAACGUCAAGACUCCUCUUGGCGAUGGCCCCAGCAACUCCAAGGAGGGCUUUGGCAGCAACGGUCAGGGUAACCAGAUCACCUACUCUGCAUCGCUCGGCACCACUUGCAGGCUGAACACUGCUUGUUUCGCUGUCGCCAUCGUUGGAGCAUUCCUCUUCCUCAUCUCCAUCCCAGUCCAGAUUCUUCUUGGACGUCACCACAAGAAGGAGAAGCGCUUCGGACCUGGACCUACCAACAACUACACUCGUGGCUCCAGCGCUAAGUUCUGGCAGCGCAAGAAGCGCAACAAUGAGCUCCACGACCCUGAAGUCGCUGCUGUCCCUGUCACCUCCACUACCGGCCACGCUGCUCUUGCUCCUGGCGCCCGUGACUACCGCCCAAGCCACGACACCCACAUGACCGGCUCUACUGUGACUGCUCCUUACGGAACUGCUACUCACGGUCCGCUUGACAACCACACUUACAACAAGCCUGUCACUGGCGGUUACCACACUGCUCCUGCUGGCACCUACGCGACUCCUGCCACCAACUACUAA